AUGGCCAACUCCCUCUGACUCCCACAGACUGGCUCUGGACACGCAAGAAAAGUUUGUAGCUUCCUGAGUCAGUUGCUGGUGCUGCGUGCUGGAGACUACAGGACUUUGGGAUUGAGCACAAGAAUCAAGCAGGGGGACGUCUUUCACUUUUCUUCUCUGCUGCAAUUUGCAAUGAAGAGGAAACAGAAGAGGUUCCUGCAGAUGACUCUGUUAUUCAUGGUGGCUUUAAUUUUCUUGCCAAAUAUUGGCCUCUGGUCUUUGUACAAGGAAAAACAUCUGGUGAAGUCUGCAGAGCCUGGGGAACAGCAGACAUUUCCACUGGGCCUGGGAGAUGGGCAAUUCUAUUCAUGGACAGAUGGUUUGAGAAGAAAGGACUGGCAUGACUAUGAAAGCAUUCAGAAAGAGGCUAUGCGCUCAGGGAAAGGAGAACAUGGAAAACCUUACCCCCUCACAGAAGAGGACCAUGAUGACUCAGCUUAUAGGGAAAAUGGCUUCAAUAUUUUUGUCAGCAACAAUAUUGCACUAGAGAGGUCUCUGCCAGAUAUCCGCCAUGCUAACUGUAAGCACAAGAUGUACUUGGAAAGACUGCCCAACACCAGCAUCAUUAUCCCAUUUCAUAAUGAAGGUUGGACUUCACUCCUGCGGACCAUACACAGCAUAAUUAACCGCACUCCAGGGAGUCUGAUAACAGAAAUCAUCCUAGUAGAUGACUUCAGUGACAGAGAUCACUUGAAAGAUAAGUUAGAAGAAUACAUGGCCCGGUUUUCCAAAGUCAGGAUUGUUCGCACCAAGAAAAGAGAAGGACUCAUUCGGACCCGACUCUUGGGGGCAUCAAUGGCAAGAGGAGAAGUCCUGACGUUCUUAGACUCCCACUGCGAGGUCAACGUGAACUGGCUGCCCCCACUCCUAAACCAAAUUGCACUAAACCACAAAACCAUCGUGUGUCCCAUGAUCGAUGUCAUUGACCACAAUCACUUUGGGUAUGAGGCACAAGCUGGGGAUGCCAUGCGAGGAGCCUUCGACUGGGAAAUGUACUACAAAAGAAUCCCCAUCCCUCCAGAGCUCCAGAGGGCAGAUCCCAGCGACCCUUUUGAGUCUCCUGUUAUGGCUGGAGGUCUCUUUGCUGUGGAUCGAAAAUGGUUUUGGGAGUUAGGCGGCUAUGAUCCAGGCUUAGAAAUCUGGGGAGGAGAACAAUAUGAAAUUUCCUUUAAGGUCUGGAUGUGUGGAGGAGAAAUGUUUGAUGUUCCGUGUUCUAGAGUUGGUCAUAUCUACAGGAAGUAUGUACCUUACAAAGUUCCAUCUGGGACCAGCCUGGCAAGAAACUUGAAGCGGGUGGCUGAGACCUGGAUGGAUGAAUUUGCGGAGUACAUUUACCAACGGCGGCCUGAAUACAGACACCUCUCCACGGGAGACAUCUCUGCCCAGAAGGAGUUGCGCAAGCAGCUCAAGUGCAAGGACUUCAAAUGGUUCAUGGCUGCGGUGGCCUGGGACGUGCCUAAGUAUUACCCUCCAGUGGAGCCCCCGCCUGCUGCCUGGGGGGAGAUUCGAAAUGUGGCAGCAAACCUUUGCGUGGACAGUAAGCAUGGAGCCACAGGGACAGAGCUAAGGCUGGACAUCUGUGUCAAGGAUGGUUCUGAAAGGACCUGGUCCCAUGAGCAGGUCUUCACCUUCGGAUGGAGAGAAGAUAUUCGACCUGGUGAGCCACUGCACACGCGGAAAUUCUGCUUCGAUGCCAUCUCCCAUAGCAGCCCAGUCACUCUCUAUGAUUGCCAUGGUAUGAAGGGAAACCAGUUCUGGGGAUAUCGGAAGGACAAAACAUUAUUCCAUCCAGUGAGCAACAGCUGUGUGGACUGCAACCCUGCAGAGAGGAAGAUUUUCAUGGCCAGAUGUGACCCUUUAUCCGAGACUCAGCAGUGGGUUUUCGAACACGUUAAUAUGACUGUUUUAGAAAAAUAUAGCUACCACGCCAGCUCCUAGAAGAAGAGAAGGAAGAAAGAGUGUCUACAGAUUGCAAACUUGUUUCUAGCCAGUAACUGGGUCGGAGGAGUCAGGAAUAACAUUUCCUAGAUCCAGGGAAGCCUGGCUUAAAGAUCCCUACAUGCCACGUCAAAGUAGGUUGUCCUGAAGAACUUCCUGCAUCUGAAGAACUUGGCUAAGAACCUCACCAGCUGCUUCUGAGAACUCGAGACUAGCAGUUCCCUUGCUGGCCAAGGGCAGAUUAUUUAGGGACUUUUCAAAACUGCUGAGUUAAUAAAUCCUAGCAUUUCUCAGGUCAAAUCCUGCAGUAGUGAGUAGCUAUGAAUGGAUACUAUUAACUGGGUGGGAGGGGGGUGGAAAUAGAGUGCAUGACUGCUCUGACAAGCCAAGGAUACCACAGGUUUAGAACUAGCCACACUGGAGGAGUGAGCUGGACUCCAUGGUGCCAUUCUCUGACUUAAUGGGUUAAGCAGGUUUAACCCUUAAAAGUGCUGCAGAUGAUUUUAGAGUGCUCACACCAUUCUGUUUCCUUUUGUUCUGUUUUUCAACAAGAAUGGGAUAUUUAAGGUAAGACUCAAUCCACAAAGCAAACUGGAUUUCCACUGCUCCCAUGCUUUUGUUGACAUUUGCCAUUUUCCUUUUAGAGUGGGGUGAUUUAUUGUUCAUAAAUGUUCAUGCUUCAUAAAUCAACUGAUGUUCUAAUUCAGUGCUCUUGUAAGAACCUAGUUAAAAACAGAAAUGAAAUCUAUGCUACCAGGUUACUCCAAAGAAAGAUUUCACAGAAGCCACAAAACCAUUUAAGAUUUAGGAGAGGGAUUUCUCUAGGAAAUCUCUUUUUACUUUUCUAUUAUUUUUAGAAUUUUAAAAUUACAAUGUUUGUCCGUCAUACUUUUUAUUAAAGAAGGAAAUGGAGUGACGUUGAUGUAAUUUGUUUAGGAGACUCUUAAACCUGAAUAAAUCUACACUCCACAUGAUGUGUGAGAAUGGCUUGGUUCACUUCACUUCUGUUUCAUCAGUGUUGGGAAUUUAGACAUUGUUUUGUUUGUCUCUGGUUUUGUUAGGUUGAUUUUUUUUUUUACUAUAGUGUUGAUAUUAUUGAUGUUUUAUUUGGAAGCCCACGAAUAAAGUGCUUCUGACGCAAUUUUCUAUUAAUGGAGCAAUAUUUCAGGGUUGAAGAAAGGAAUGAUUUGAAAACUGAAUAGAAUAUGGCACCCUUAAAAGAACUUUGCACUUUUCAAUAGUAAUGGGUUGGAGGAACAAUACUCAGGCACCAAAAUGGGUCUCUACAGGCAAGAAUCACGCUCACAACACUGUUCUCAAGCUUUUUUUCAGGUAUAAAUAUGUUUUUACUUUGCUUUUUUUUAAAAUUGCUUUUCCUAUUAAUAAAAUUUUAUAUA
Messenger RNA from Ochotona curzoniae (black-lipped pika), 3374 nucleotides. It is a transcript of the gene GALNTL6, whose product is annotated as polypeptide N-acetylgalactosaminyltransferase like 6. The transcript has 12 exons. The record is from RefSeq and is a predicted model, not a curated record. The coding region runs from base 172 to 1977 and encodes 601 amino acids. Gene Ontology annotation, cellular component: Golgi apparatus. Lineage: Eukaryota; Metazoa; Chordata; Mammalia; Lagomorpha; Ochotonidae.